GAGGCAGCAGCAGCAGAGCGCGAGGCAGCACAGAGCUUGUAAGGAGCCGCUGAGUAGAUCCACCGGCAGUAACGCACUCGAGUGAUGAUUGACCAGGCAGCAAUUUGGAACAAGCAACGGAUUUCAGAACAUGCCAGCAACAGCCCAUUCAUCUAACUCGAUUAUUGCUAAGUACUGAAAGAUGCUGUGGAUGAUUUUAUCCCCGAUGGAUUCUUAAAGUCGCUCCAAAAGAUUGACAAUUUGACUGAAGGGAUCUCUUGGUGGGAGUCAUCCAACGGGGGCCGCCAUGUGGCCCCCCGACCUCGGGCCUCCAGAUGUGCAGCUGACUCUUCCUGGGUUUGGAAAUGCAUUUGAGGAUGCCGAGGAGCUCCAGGCGCCACUGUCCUCUGGUGGCUUCUGCCAGCCGUCGAUCCACUCAGGAGGCUUUUGCCUGCUUCCGAGGACGUCACUGUCCUUGUCCUCGCUGGGACGAGAUCUCAGCUCCCUGCUCAGUUGUAAAGCAGCUGGAUCCCACGUAGAAAAGACUGUGGAGGACUUGACUUUCAAAGACCCCAAAACCAGCAGUCAUAGGUUCGGCUGCUACCAUCAACCGUCACUUCCCAUCUCCUACAUGCUCACCAGCUGUGCCACGUCUCCGUCUUUUGGCUCUCCGCCAUCCUCCGUGUCCUCGUCCUCCUCAUCUUUGCUUUUCACCACUUGUUUGUCUCAUUCCGAUACUGACAACAAGACAUCUCAGGAGCAACAGAAGCUGCAGGACAAGUAUCGACCCAUAAAACAAGAGCCUGCAGAUGAUUUCUUACCGUGUAAAAGGGAACCGCUCAUGAACACCCAGCAGAGGGAGCUGUUCCAUUUGCCACUUCAGGGUUAUGAGGGUCAGGAAAGCACGCCAUCGCCUCUUCAGUCCCCGAGGCUUAAUGGACCUGGAGGACCGGACCCGGCACUGGACCAGCAGGAGCAGCCAUGUCACUGGAUUGACUGCAGUGCCACCUACAGCAGCCAGGAGGAGCUGGUGAGGCAUAUCGAGAAGGUGCACAUUGACCAGAGGAAAGGGGAGGAGUUUGCAUGUUUCUGGGCUGGGUGCAUCAGACGCCACAAACCCUUCAACGCUCGGUACAAGCUGCUCAUCCACAUGAGGGUCCACUCCGGAGAAAAACCUAACAAAUGCAUGUUUGAGGGCUGCUCUAAGGCAUUUUCCCGUCUGGAGAACCUGAAGAUCCACCUGAGGAGCCAUACAGGAGAGAAACCCUACAUCUGUCAGCAUUCUGGCUGCCUCAAGGCCUUCAGCAACUCCAGCGACCGUGCAAAACACCAGCGAACACAUGUGGACACGAAGCCGUAUGCCUGUCAGAUCCCCGGAUGCACCAAGCGAUACACCGAUCCCAGUUCAUUAAGAAAACACGUCAAAGCUCACUCAGCCAAAGGCCUUCAGGACAGAGAGGUCAAGGUUCAGGCCCCUACGCUGCUGGAAUCUGACAUUUUGAGUGAUUGUCUGGCGAGGCAGCAUCUCCACAGCUCGGCCUCCUCACACCAAGAAAACAGCUCACCUUUGCCGGCCUUAGAUAAUUUCACAGGUGUGUACUCAAACAGCAGCGCCACCCACAACAGGGGGAAUUCAGAGUUUCUGCCUCCAUCAGCAGACAGCUGCUCCAGGUAUCCAGGCCUGGAGGGAAACUUUGAUGCCAACAGUCCAAUAUCUUCGUUAACAAGCCCAGAGAGCAUGAUGGAUGGGAACAGACUGCCAUCCUUGUUCGUGUCUGCUGACAUCAGCCCAGUAAACUCCUCCUCAGAGAGAAUUGACGUCCGACUGCAGGGCUACCAGAAAACCUACAGCCACCAGCAGCAAGUGUUCUCACAGCAGCAAGGCUGUCUGUACGGAGAAGAAAAGGUGAUCCAACCAGUCAGCGAUGGAGAUUUUGAACCUGCUAGUUACUUUACAAAUCCGUCUACCUGUCAUUCAACAGGGUUUGACCUGCUGCAGGACCUGCAGGGCCAGGCGGGCGGUGGAUACACCAUGUUCACAGAUGACAACUUCCUCUUCCAGGCUGGAGGCGUCGACCGCUGCCUCAACCAGAUCUACUCCAUCUACCUGGACUCAUGAUGGCAACCCAGAACCAAAGAUAAAAUCACUUAAAAAAAACAAAAAAAAACAGGACGAACCGCAGCAUAAAUGAUGUGUGACGGCCGACAAACAGUCACACCAACAACGAGCUGAAUGUAUCAACAUCGUUCUUCCGCUUGGAAGAUAUGAAAGAAUGUCAGUGUUAAUGGUACAAACAGUAAAGCAAAAAGAACUCCAGUCUGAGAAACUGGGGACAAAACUAAAUGAUCAAAAUAUAAAAUCGGGUGGAAUAACAGAUGUAAAUAGCAAUGACUUUUGUAUUCAGAGAUGACCACAGCAAUCAUGAUCUGGAUAGGUUGAGCUGCACACUUUAUUUUUUCUCAGCCAAUGAGGAUAGUUCUGCCUCCACAGCUGCUCGGCUUGAGGUUGAUGAAUAAAUAUGCAAAAGAAGAACAGCACUAUCGGAAAUUAUACACAUUUCACUUCACGAGUGUGUUCUUUGCGUGUAAUGUUGCAUAUUUUUGCUCUGGUUCAAUUCAAAUGAGAAAAUCUGUGAAAAUUAGAGGAAAAUGACUCUCAGACAUACAUAUAUUGUCACAGACAAGGCAUGUGGCUUCAUUUUAAAGUUUCUCAAUCCAAAAAGGUCGAGAACUACUAUGCUAUAAAGCAUUUAGCUGUCAAAACACACUCAGUGUGUGUUUAGCAGCAGCCAAAUUACCUUGUAACUUAAGUGCACUAAAGUGUCAUUGAGAAACGUCCGGCUGUAGCAGAAACUUGAAGCAGAGCUGCCCUCAAGUGUCCGAAUGACAGAAAUGUUCCUUAAAUACCAACAGUUCUCCAGAUCGGUCAGUGUGGAUGAAACUGACAAAACAAAACACAAAAACUGCACUAAAAUAUGUUACUCUUACCGAUCAAAACAGCAGUAUAGUCUUCUCUGUAACCUUCUCUCUCGCUGCCUUUAUGCGUUUGUUGUACAGUUUCUAUCAGUGUUGUGUUCAGUGGGAGGGACGUCGUUUACAAGAACUUCUCUGCACUCUUUUCUGUCUCGACGCUGAGACUUCGAAGACUAACCCAGAAAUGUUUACACUGAUUUUGUAGCAAUCCAAAGAUUUCUCAUUAUUGUCAUUGAACAGUGUAUAGACUGUAAAAAUGCAUCUGUUUUUAUAUCUAAAUAAAACAAAUCUGUUUGUA
Acanthochromis polyacanthus (spiny chromis) is the source of this 3250-nucleotide messenger RNA. Its product is annotated as zinc finger protein GLIS1-like. Lineage: Eukaryota; Metazoa; Chordata; Actinopteri; Pomacentridae. The transcript has 9 exons. Gene Ontology annotation, molecular function: RNA polymerase II cis-regulatory region sequence-specific DNA binding; DNA-binding transcription factor activity, RNA polymerase II-specific. The record is from RefSeq and is a predicted model, not a curated record. Gene Ontology annotation, biological process: regulation of transcription by RNA polymerase II. The coding region runs from base 287 to 2098 and encodes 603 amino acids. Gene Ontology annotation, cellular component: nucleus.